AUUUUUUCAUGAUGUUAAACAAAAAAAGAAAAAAGAAAAAGAGAGAGAGAGGAGAAAAUCAUUAUUUUUGGAAACCGCCUUAAUGAAUAGAAGACAAAUUACGAUAUGAAUCAAUCUCAACAUCACUGCAUUAUAGUUUAUGCAUGAGAAUGGAUACAUCUAUAUGACCUGCAAGUUUGAACAGAUAUAUGUUCAGAUACCAUGUAUGGAAAUAUUCAACCCACCUGUCUUAUCUCAACAAUGCUCCCUUAUUGAAACAACCCCCAACCCAGAAAUCCAUCUCUGCUUUUUUAUCUGUUUGGUAUCAUUUAUUGGUUACAGCUUCAAACCCCAACACAAAACCUACUUCCUGAAUCCUGCCUUUUCAUUUCAUUGUUUCCACCUCUUUUGAGUGUCAAAACUUACAGGUUCAAAAGCUUCAAACAGACGAACGAUGGAGAAGGAAAGCCUGAAGACUGAAGAUGCUAGGCCUCAUUUCUUCAAGAUCAUCUAUGGAGAAGAUGUCAAACGGCAUCUGCGGAUCCCUCCAGCUUUCAUGAAGCAUCUGUCACAAGAAAUGUCCAAUAGAGCAACACUAACUGGUCCUUCUGGUAGCCAAUGGCGUGUUACAGUAUCUACGGAUGCAAAUGGCACUUAUCUUCAAAAGGGGUGGAAGCAAUUUAUGAAAGAGAACAAUCUGGGAGACAGUGAGUUCUUGACUUUUAGAUAUGAUGGAAAUAUGCAGUUCUAUGUCAAAAUUUUCGAUAAGAGUGGGGUUCAAAGACUAGCAGCCCUUGUUUCUGGUAACAGAACACAAGAAGGAACAAGAGUCAGUAAUGGAAAAAGGGCUCAAGGUAGACCAAGGAAAAGCCCAGUUGGUUCACUGAAUCUCCAUAAACUGCAGCUCCAUAAUUCUGAAGAGGGUUCAGGUGGAAGUUCCGGGAUUGUGAACACAGAUGGGUCUUUCACCUCCAAAUCUCCCCCCACUUCAUGAUUGGUAUGACCCAGUCCAAUGUGGAGAAAACUUUUCUCUUGAUAAAGUAAAAAGGGAAAAGCAAUGGAUGGUUUUGUGCAUUUAGAAUUUUGAUGAUUUAGUGUUGCAAAUAAUGCUCCUAAAUUUCCUAUUUUCUUGUUCAUAAGUGACUUACAGAUAGGAUGUCGUUCAUGCAGCGCAUCCCCCAAUCCUUCUCUGCUGCUGGCCACUUUCCUCCAUCAAAGAUGAGGGUUGUCCUGAGGAAUUCAGCAGGGAAAGCUUGGGAUGUGAGUUGCAUCUAUCAUGCAAGAAGGCAUUACUUUUCUAGAGGAUGGGCUCCCUUUGCAUGCUAUAACAAUCUCAAGCACGGUGAUGUCUGCAUAUUUGAGCUUGUCAAUAAAGAUGAAAUGCAGGUCCAUGUUUUAUGAUUGAUCAAGGUGUUGACAUGGGGUUUUGUAUCUGUCUUUGCUAAUUGUUACUUGACCUAUCUUAAAAGUAGAACUGUGCCAAGGCACAAAAACAGAUUCAGUGCUGCUAUCUGAUGUAAUGUAUGAGAUCAAUUAUUAUCUUUACAUCUUGGAUUAGUUUCUGCUUCUUUCCA
This is a messenger RNA of Vitis riparia (riverbank grape), 1553 nucleotides long. Its product is annotated as B3 domain-containing protein Os01g0723500-like. NCBI's taxonomy places the organism in Eukaryota, Viridiplantae, Streptophyta, Magnoliopsida, Vitales, Vitaceae. The record is from RefSeq and is a predicted model, not a curated record. The transcript is spliced from 3 exons. Gene Ontology annotation, molecular function: DNA binding. Bases 434 to 973 code for a protein of 179 amino acids.